UUUUUCUCUCUCUCUCUCUCUCUUUUCUACAUUUUAUUUAUUUGUGGUAAUAUUUUUGAAUCAUUAAUUUUUUUUCAUAGUAAUCAUUAAAUUUGAUGCAGAUCGUGGAUCCGACUGGUGAUUGGGGAAAAGGAGGUUUGGAAGCCCAGUAAACAGCCUUUUACCUCUAUUGAAGCUUUCUUCUUGGAUUGAAUCCUGCAUGCUUUAACGCCCUUGAAAGACUGCGGAUGAUAGAUUCACCAUUGUCUUUCGCCUUACUGGGAACAUAUGGUAAGCUUGGUCUUUCGCUUCUUCUUCUUGGUUUACUGAAUAUGAUCUAUAUCUCCACUGGAUAUCAACUCCCGUGCUCUCAUUAGGGAAGUGGCCUUACCAUCGCAUUAGGGUUCCAUUCCCUUCUUCCAAAUCAAUCAAUUUUUGAUCGAUGAUGAAUAAUUCUGACGAGAAACGGCUUCUUGUGAUACGUAACCGUGGAGAGUUGGGUGCGUAUUAUAUUACUGCUCUUUCUCCGCGAGAUUUAUCCCUAAUUCCUGAAGAAAGUUUCGAUCUUCCUUUUUUGAAUCCAAAGCUGCGUAUUGAGUCUAACAGUUGCGGAGGUUUGUUGUUUAUCAGCAGUGGUUCUGGCCAUAUUUAUCUUUGCAACCCCGCAACUAGAAUGGUUCAGAUGUUUCCUCCCCGGGAAGCCUCUCCAAAUUGUAGCACCGUAUAUAUUGGUGGUGGUGUUUGCUACGAUUCUAAAUCUGAUGAUUACAAAAUCCUAAGAGUUUGUGCACAGUUCUACUCGAAUCCGUAUUUUAUGCACUACACAACUUUUGACUUGUAUUCGUUAAAAGAGAAGUCGUGGAGGGUGAUUCCAAAUCCUACUUUGCCCAAAUAUCUUGAUGCUAAUGUUACAUGUGUUAGAGAUAAAUGUUAUUGGUUUAAUCGGGGUUUUACAGGAGUUGAAUGUUUCGAUUGUAGUGAGGAAACCUUCUCUCACUUGGCUUUACCACCAAAGACUCGUGGCUUUAUGUAUGAGCUUGUCAAGUUUAGUGAUGAAGAUAUGUUAGGUUUUAUUUGCUAUCGGAAACGAGGAGUUAGCAGUAAACGCAGAGAUAGCCAUCAUCGUUAUUUUGGGAGUGCACCCGGUUCUUAUUAUGAGCUUUGGGUGUGGAAGGAAGAGUUGCGGGCCUGGAAUAUGAAUUUUAAAGUCUCUCUUGGUGGUGGUGUUUGUUCACCACAGAGGACGAUAUACGAUCAGUUCUUGUUUCUUUCUGGAUGGGCUGGCACACGGUAUGAGGAGUUUGAUGGGAGACAACAUCGUCUACUAGCUUACAAUUGGACUAAGAAAGAGUGCAAGGAACUCGGUAUUUCUAAUUCUCGCUAUGUUAUUCCUGUUCAUUGUUAUGUUGAGAGCAACAUUGCGCUGCCCGAUGGAGUGCCAAUCUCUGAAUCCCAUACUCUUUGUCAUAUUUAUUUAGAUGAGGACGGCCAUGAUGACCCUGACCUUAGGGAGGAAGACAUUGUUGAAGUUGAUCAACGUUACGUUGAAGCCUGCAAGGAAGAGUUUCUUGAUUAUGCAGAUAUUGACAAAGGAUUCCGUAUUGUUGAGAAUAUAGAGUUGGAGGAUGAGGAGGAGGAGGUUCUAAACAAGGUUGUCACUCCUGACUCGAGGGGGGGCGUCACGAAGAACAUUGGAUUUAGCGCGCAAUCCUCGCAGGUUCCUCAUUCACCUGCUCUUGAGGCUGAGGUUGCCAUAUUGACUGACGAGUUAGAGCAAAGGAAACGAAAAGAAGAGGAUAUGACCCGUAAGAUGGAGGAGAUGCAGAUGCAGAUAGCGCAGCUCAUGAAGAUAAAUCGACCUUGAUGCCUCCUCAAUCUCACCAUAACCUCUUAUUAGCUCGUUUUAUUUCGACACUACUAGAUAUAUACUUUUAUUAUGAAUUUUUAAACUUGUGGAUAUAUUUUGCUACUUUUAUAUAUUUUGGAUUUUCAGUGCUAGUUUAUUUUAUUUGGU
Messenger RNA from Salvia miltiorrhiza (redroot sage), 1993 nucleotides. RefSeq lists its product as uncharacterized. Gene Ontology annotation, molecular function: ubiquitin-protein transferase activity. The transcript is spliced from 5 exons. The record is from RefSeq and is a predicted model, not a curated record. Lineage: Eukaryota; Viridiplantae; Streptophyta; Magnoliopsida; Lamiales; Lamiaceae. Gene Ontology annotation, biological process: SCF-dependent proteasomal ubiquitin-dependent protein catabolic process. The coding region runs from base 422 to 1843 and encodes 473 amino acids.